CUCAACUCUCAUUCUUCACAUUUUCAACAAUUUCUAGAGAGAGAAAGUGAUUCUAGAGAGAGAAAAUCAAGAAGCGGUUGCGUCUUUAACAAAAUCAAACAACUUUUUUUUUUUGCAUAAAUUUUGAUUUAAUGAUUUGGGUUUUCAUCAAUCAAUCGUACAUUUCGUAAAAUUAAGAAGAAAAUUGGCAAAUUGCAUCAAGAAACCGGAAUCUUGAAGAAACUGUGGUGAAUUCUUCUGCAGAUUGUUAUAUUUUAAAAGAUCUAGAGAAGAUGCUGUGACGCGUUUGUUAAGUUUCUUCAUACCAAGAUAUGGUGCUGCAAAAGACGUUUGAUUACGGAUUCAACGGUUAUCAGGUCCCGCCAACGCCUCAGGCUCCCAGAUCAGCCACGAAGAGGAUUUCAUCUUGUGAGAAAAACAAGGAUCAUAACCGAAUGGGUGCGUUUGACAUACUAGCCACCGUUGCUGGCAAGUUAUUGUUAGAGGGUGACGAUUCUGUUAAUAAGAUAACCAACGAAGAACUUAAAAUCGUGAACGGGCCGACAAACAACACUGAAAACGAUCAUUCAAAAGCAAACGUCUGUGAUCAAGGAAACUGCAAUAAGAGCUUUUUCAUAUCCGAGAUUAUAAAAGCUCCGGUUACAGACUCUUGCUCGGGGCCUGCUUCUAGCAUUACAUCUUCUGAUUGUAGAAUAGAAGAUAUAAACCGUAAACAAAUGGAAACCGAGGUACCAGAAAACAGGAAACCUCCGGUUGUUGAUAAUGUAAAUUGUAAUCUAAAGUUAGUUAUUCAAGAUGAUGAUGAAAACUCUAGUGUGUGCACUCAGCCCGAUAAGCUAAAUAACAAAACCGUUGGGGCACCAACCCGUAUUGGUAACCGAAGAAUUAGGAGAUUAUCUGCAUCCAAACAAAAUACUGAAGUGAACCGUAACAAGAAAAGUUGCGAUAAUUAUCAAAGAUCGAUGAGGGAUUAUCCGUUGAAAAAACGAAGACUUUAUCUGAUGGAGGAUCCUUCAAUAUCCAACGUCAAAUCUGACUCUAUUGAAGACGGAUCCAGUUCGGUUGCAACGACUCAAAAUUCACUUGUGAAGCUGAAGAUCAAGUCUUUUAGGGUACCCGAGUUUUUCAUUGAAAUACCAGAAACAGCAACUGUUAGUUCUCUAAAGACGAUGGUUAUGGAGGCUGUGAGUGGUAUAUUCAGUGGUGAGCUACAUGUCGGUCUGAUGCUUCAAGGGAAGAGAAUUAGAGAUGAUAAGACUCUGUUACAGACUGGUAUAUUGCAUGAUAAGAAUCUCGAUGGUCUUGAUUUCACUUUGGAGCCGAGCGAGUUACAAGUUCCACCGGUUUUGUGCCCCGAAGAUCAGCCGUUAACAACGUAUACGCAACCUCAAACUGUAGCUAAUGAAGUAGCGAUACAGCAGCGGGUGGAUAAAAGUGAUCAUGAGAUGUCGGUAGAUGAUAAAAGUGGUUUAGAUUCAAGGGCAUUAGUGACGGUUCCAGCCGAGAACGUGGGUCCACUGGCGGUGGUCCCACUGAGGAAAUCAAAUGGAGCUGAGGUGGCACAGCGCAGAAUCCGUCGUCCGUUUUCUGUUUAUGAAGUGGAAGCUCUUGUUGAAGCUGUUGAGAAGCUUGGAACCGGAAGAUGGCGUGAUGUGAAACUACGCGCAUUUGAUGAUGCAAAGCACCGAACUUAUGUGGAUUUGAAGGACAAAUGGAAAACACUGGUGCACACAGCGAGUAUAUCACCACAUCAGAGGAGAGGUGAGCCGGUGCCUCAGGAGCUGUUAGACCGAGUGUUAACGGCUCAUGGUUACUGGUCCCAUCACCAAGCCAAGAACGAGUUGAAGCACCGACUAGAAGCGCAAACUUGUCAACUUGUCUAAAGUGAGAAAUAUAACCGCAUGUAUAGGAUCUUUUCAUACCAUAUACAAAGUGAGAAAUAAGUUGGUUCUUUUUAAUGGCUCGUGGUGGUUCUUUGCCCCAUAGAGACGCAGGAAUGACGCUUGUGGAACGGUCGGGUCGAUGAUGGAAUAAAUAUGAAUUUGAAAA
Helianthus annuus (common sunflower) is the source of this 2049-nucleotide messenger RNA. Its product is annotated as telomere repeat-binding protein 5. Lineage: Eukaryota; Viridiplantae; Streptophyta; Magnoliopsida; Asterales; Asteraceae. Gene Ontology annotation, molecular function: protein binding. The coding region runs from base 312 to 1883 and encodes 523 amino acids. The record is from RefSeq and is a predicted model, not a curated record. The transcript has 9 exons.